Molecule: messenger RNA, 6200 nt
Organism: Anas platyrhynchos (mallard)
Lineage: Eukaryota; Metazoa; Chordata; Aves; Anseriformes; Anatidae
Gene: NACC2
Product: NACC family member 2
Biological process (GO): regulation of transcription by RNA polymerase II
Molecular function (GO): protein binding; RNA polymerase II cis-regulatory region sequence-specific DNA binding; DNA-binding transcription factor activity, RNA polymerase II-specific
Source: RefSeq, a predicted model, not a curated record
CGGCGCUGGGCGAGGCCGGAGCCGGCCGGGGCGAGGAGCGGCUGGAAUCACUUCCUGCCGCCGCUAGGCCCCGGGCAGCGCCGCGCCGCGCGUCCAUGGGGCCGGCACCCCUCAGAGAGCAGCCUGAAUGUUAAUCUGCAUCCGGCCUAUUCAUUUAGAUGCUGUGCACUGCCGUGGAGAUUUGACUUGGUAAAAGCUUGAGCUCCAGCAGAUACAAACGGAGGGGCUGAUACUAUUUUUUUCCCCCCUGAGCCAUCGCCGUCGCCGCACAGAGCGCAGCCGACGGGGCGAUAAGGAGGGACCGGGGACCCUCCGGCGGGCGCUGGAUGUGCGGUCUGUAAGAUGUGCCCUACUUUGGAUAUCCCUGCAUUGAAUGUCUGAGGAGCUCCAGCUGAUCCUGAGCCAUGUCGCAGAUGUUGCACAUAGAGAUUCCCAACUUCGGGAACACCGUGCUGGGCUGCCUGAACGAGCAGCGGCUGCUGGGGCUGUACUGCGAUGUCUCCAUCGUGGUGAAAGGCCAAGCCUUCAAGGCUCACCGGGCGGUGCUGGCCGCCAGCAGCCUCUACUUCCGAGACUUGUUCAGUGGGAACAGCAAAAACGCCUUCGAGCUGCCGGGGACGGUGCCCCCCGCUUGCUUCCAGCAGAUCCUCUCCUUUUGCUACACCGGCAAGCUCACCAUGGCCGCGAGCGAGCAGCUGGUGGUGAUGUACACGGCGGGCUUCCUGCAGAUCCAGCACAUCGUGGAGAAAGGGACAGACUUGAUGUUCAAGGUGAGCUCUCCCCACUGUGACUCUCAGACCGCCAUGAUCGAAGACCCCAGCUCGGAGCCGCAGAGCCCCUGCAACCAGCUGCAGUCGGCCUCGGCGCCCUACGUCAUGUCCCCCUCCAUGCCCAUCCCGCUCCUCACCCGCGUCAAGCACGAGAACCUGGAGCUGCAGGCGGCCGCCGUGCCCGGCUUGGCAGCCAAGCGGCCCCUCGAGGCGGCCACCCGGGACGGCUCGGGAGGCGGUGGCCCCACCGCCGGCCCCCUGAAGCUGUCCCGGGUCUCCUAUUACGGGGUGCCCAACCUGGCCACCCUCCUGCCCAACGUGCAGCAGGUGCAGUACUCGCAGGGGGAGCGGACCAGCCCCGGCGCCAGCAGCAUUCCCACCACCGACAGCCCCACGUCCUACCACAACGAGGAGGACGAGGAAGACGACGAGGCGUACGACACCAUGGUGGAGGAGCAGUACGGGCAGAUGUACAUCAAGUCCUCGGGAGGCUACUCUGUUGCUCAAGAAAAGCCAGAGCAGAUCCCGCUGGAGAACCGCUCCUGUGUCCUCAUACGCCGGGAUUUAGUUGCUCUCCCAGCCAGUCUUAUCAGUCAAAUCGGAUACCGCUGCCACCCAAAACUCUACUCGGAGGGAGAUCCUGGAGAGAAACUCGAGCUCGUUGCAGGCUCAGGUGUUUACAUCACGCGGGGGCAGCUGAUGAAUUGCCACUUAUGUGCCGGUGUCAAACACAAGGUCCUCCUGAGACGUCUUCUGGCCACGUUCUUUGAUCGGAACACACUUGCCAAUAGCUGCGGAACUGGAAUCCGGUCCUCCACCAGCGACCCUAGCAGGAAGCCCCUGGACAGCAGGGUCCUUAACGCAGUGAAAUUGUAUUGUCAGAAUUUUGCCCCGAGCUUUAAGGAAAGCGAGAUGAAUGUUAUAGCGGCCGAUAUGUGCACCAACGCCCGCCGGGUCCGCAAGCGCUGGCUCCCGAAGAUUAAGUCCAUGCUGCCGGAGGGGAUGGAGAUGUACCGCACGGUCAUGGGCUCCACCACAAACAGUGUCCCCCUGGAUCCCGAAUUCCAGCCCAACUCUGCUCAGGUCUUUGAGCAGCGAAUCUAUGCAGAAAGGAGGAGCGAUUCAGGAACUAUAGUAGCUCUGAGAACUAACACGGUGAACGUAGAUCUAAGCAAUGGAUCCAGCCAGUCCUUUGAACAGAGCGAGGAUGCCGAAGGGGCUGGCUCUGUUAUACAAGAGGCAGCUGCCACAGAUGCUAUGGCAUCGGAUACCCAAAGCACUCCGCAACCUUUUGAACAAGGUUCUGGCUCCUCCAGCCGGCCCGAAACUCCGGUGAGAAGACAAGAUGGUACUUACGGAGGGACUUUAUAAAGAGAGCAAACGUUUUGUGACCUAUAAGGGAUCUGUAAUACUAAAGCUGCUUGCAUGCAUUACUAAUACAAAACAAAAAUGUGAUCAAGCCACUUACCUACUGAACUGCUACUGUUGCCUGAAAAAAAUGUGAUUUUUAUUCUGCUUGUAUUUAAAAUUUAUGAAGGAAAUAAUCGCAUUCGUUAUACUGUAAACGACUAGGUCUGUGGCGACCUACUUAAAAAAAGAAAAAACUAUUGGGCUCCUUUUUUGAUAUUCCUGAGGUUAGUCUAUAAGAUUGUAGCUUUUUCCUUUUUUUUUUUUUUUUCCUUAUUUUUCUUUUUCUAAGAAGGGGAGGAGAAAAGCUAGACACCCCCCAACCACCCCCGCCAUCACCACCCCAUCCAUUUCUCAGCUCAGAAGUAAAGCCAUCGUUAACCUUUUCCUUGAAAAGAGAGUUUCACCGUCGCUUCACAGGAAAGCAAGAUGUGUUAGGGUACGAGUGGUUUGACUGGCAAGGAUUUUUCUCUCGCGGAACGGCUCUAGCCAAGUGGCACAGGGUGGGGGAAAUUGUUCAACGCUUCUGUCGGUGGAAGGUCGGCGAAGGACCCGGCGCAGGGAGCGGGGGCUGCCCCCGCGUCCCGGCGUGCGUGCAGGGAGGAUGCGUGGGCUGCAGGCUGAGCCCUGCCCUUUUUCCUUUGGUGUUGUUUCUCGAUGCGGCUGGGUUCUGGGUUUCGUUCCUCUCGCUCUCCCGCCCCGAGCGGCUCCUUGUCUCCUUCUCCUUGCUGGGCGCCCCAUGGGGGGGCUGCCAAAGCCGCGUCCCUUGGUGGCUGCCGUAGGCUGGGACCUCGCUGGGGCCGGCAGUCUGCUCUUCCGUCUUUAGCUGCAGUGUAUUGGGUACAAAAAGGGUUGUUUUGUGUUUUGUUUUUUUUUUUUUAAUUAGCUUUGUGCCCCUCCAUGAAGUUGGUGGGAGGAGGAGGCGUUUGGCCUCUGGCUCGUCCUCCGGACAGGCCCUCCUGGGAAGAAGCCCUGUGGGAUUUAUCCACCCGCUUGUGGUUCAGAGCUGCUGUCCCCGGGCUGGGCUGCCUGCGGGGACCCAGCUGGGUGAGGGUGGAUCCAAGAGAGCACCCGGCCGUGGGGGACAUCCCCCGAGGGAUCUCAGUCCAUCGUCCCCAAAGCCACGGCUCGGCGCAGCCUCGCUGCCCGGCCCCAUACACCCCGGCUUGGGACGGGGAAAUGCGGGGUGCCUGCGGGCACCAGGCUCGUGCGUGAUGAUGCUGAGGAUGGGGGCAGCCGUGUGAAAGCCAAGUAUGGCUUUUUUUUUUUUUAAUUAUAUUUUUUUAUUUUUACUGUGACUAACAGGCCUGCUUUAAAGGCAUUUACAGUGUGUCCUGUACUAAGUGUGGGUCUCUGAACAAGUGCACAACUGGUCACUUUGGAAGGCUCCUGUGGCUGUGUUCUUCUUUUCUUUCCUGCUUUGGUUCCUGAAUCCAGACGGCGCUUUGCUCAGGGUUUUCUUCUGUCUUUGUGUUCGAGUGAGGGAAGGGGAGGGGUGAGAGGCCGACCCAGCCUUUGGCCGCGUGUUUUGUUUUCUUCGAUACUUGAAGCUGUUUUUUUUUUUUUGCAUCGUGAUAACGAAGCUGUCCGGCACUUCGUGCGUUCCACUGCUCUUUGCCCUCAGACAAGUGAACGCCGGGCUCCUCUCUGCCUCCGGUGCCCCCAGCCCCGUGCGGAGCCGGGCGCGAUGCCGCAGGGGCACGGGACGGGCACAGCCCGGGCCCUGUUUGCACUUUACCCACGUCAAACGAAACGCCCGCGGCCGUGGGCAGCGGGUGGGCAGCGGGAAGGGUUCUCCUCCCCUUCGGCACUUUGGGGCUCCCGGCCGGCUCAAGGUGUCCUGGACCAAACCAGCUCCCAGACGGGCGUCCCCGGGGGACAGCGGCAGCAGUACUUGAAUGGCUUAGGACAGAGAAUCUGAAGAGAGUCGAGUUGCACAGUGAAAAUAUAUAUUUUUAUACCUAGCACAACUUCCUGUAUAUUUUUGGGGUUCUUUCUUUCUUUCUUUCUUUUUUUUUCUUUCUUUCUUUUUUUUUUUUCCUGAUUUGGGUUUGUUCGUUUUAUUAAUUAUUAUUAUUAGGAAGGCAAACUUCUAAAAUGUGAAGGGCGUUGGGUUUUUCCUUAUCUGGUAGAUGAGGGCAAGCAUUUUGCACUAAUGUUUCCUGUGUGUGGAGGAUUAAUGAUAUGUUUGAAAAUGUUAUAUGGAUAAUGAUUGUAUUCUUCCGAAAAACAAAAAAAAAAAAGUAACCCCUUUAAAAUACUGAAUGUAACGUGAGAACAGAGCAGUCCAUCGAUUGUAUGCGGCUUUCCUGAGUGCCUUAGAAUUUUUUGAUCAUUUUUUUCCAAGGAAAACAAAUUGAGAAAAUCAGAUCAUGACCGACUCCUUCCUCCUCUUUGUUUACGACACUAUCUUAAAUUAUAGAACUUGGGGCUGCUUUAUAAUGUGAAUAGGAAACUGCAUUCAUCUAGGUCUGAUAGUGUAAAAUCGAAGCAUCAGUAUUUAUGGUAUGUCUGCACCUUUAUUCCUAUGCUUGACUAUUAGCAAUAUUACAUGUAUAUUAUAUAUCUAAAGUUAUACCAAGCACCUUUAAAGAAAUCGCAGCGUGAGCCUAACGAGCUCCGCGUGGCUGCUGGCCCCGUGCCCCCCAUGGCACCGGGUGCCCCCGGUGUCCCCCGUGCCAUCCCCUGUGCCGCCGCUUGCCGAAGGGCUGCAUGGCCUUCGGCCUCGCCGCCCCGCUCCUCAUGCUUCGGGUGAUGCUCGGGGGCGAUGCCCGCGGUGGCUGCGGUGCCGGUGGGCACGGGGACUGAUGACGGCGGGGCAGGGGCCCGCUCGUGGGGUGCCCGGGAUGGGGGUCCCGCGGGCGGGGGGCUCGCCGCGCACCGCUUCACGCCUCCGAGCGCCGCGUCGCGGGCACGGUGCUCAGCGAAGGACUGGCGGCGCCCGUCCUCGGCCGCUUUACUGCUAAGGUUUUGUUCGAUUGCUUAUUUUUAUGGAAAUAACUCGCUGCGAGUGGAGAAGGGUGUAUGGCCCAUUAACCAACUGAAAACUAAGAGACAAGCCCUGUUUGCCUCUGCCGGCAGUAAAUCCUAAACACAAAAUUGAGAGUUCAGAGCUGUCUUGGGCUCCAACUGCUGUUUCAAAGUGUUCCUGCUGUAUAAAUUUGUCAUUUUGUCAGCGAGCAAGCUGCAAACGUGCGCAUUACCCUGCCCGAGACAGCCGGGGCUUGCUGUAAGGUGGCUCUCGAAAUGAGGGAGUUUUUGUAGAAAACAAGCAGAAAGUGCCCCAACAGCCGACAAACUGGAUCCGCGAAGUCGAGCGCGCUCGAAUUGGGAAAACCUCCAAGUGUUCUGACGAGUUUCUUCCACUGUAAGCGUUUUGCACACCAUUGUGAUUUUUAUGUCAAAAUAAAAGCCAAAACUUGCAAUACUAUUUUUAGCAGACAAAAAAAUAAAUAAAUAAAUAAAUAAAUAAAUAAACAACUAAGUAUAAAUGUAUAAAAUAUUUUUGACUUGAACAUUUGGAUGGCACUUGAUUCAAAUAGAACAUUAAUCCUUUGGACAGGAUGUUUGGGAAAAAGGACUUAAAAGUACAAGGUUGUUUUUAAAGCGUCUUCAUAGGGUAUUAAGUAGUACUGUAAUUCAUGACUGUUAAAAAUACUUUCUGUGCUGUAAGAAAAAUCUCACAGUACCACUGAAUUAUGUUUCUCAGCUGUCUCAGCCACGAAAGAUGCUAGCUUUUUUUUUUUUUUUAUCGUGCAUUAUUCACUAGUAUUUAUGUGCUCUUACUCUGUAUAGUUAAGACUGUUAUUUUGUAGCCAUGGCUGACACGAUAUAUCAGUAACUAAAAAAAAAAAAAAAAGGAUUAAGGACCCCCCCCCAGUUGAAACUGUGCUCAUAGCUGUUUUCAUAUGAUGAAAAAUCCAUAAAAAAACAAACAAACAAACAAAAACGUGAUCAUUAAUUGUAAAACGCUUUGUAAAAUUCACAUUUACAAAAUAAUAAAGUAAAUUGCAAUUAAAAGCC